AGGCUGACUCAGAGGGCGAGCUGGUGGACGUGACCACCACUCGCGACGCUGACCAGAAGUACUACUCCGACUUGGUGGCCACGUGCGAGACAAAGGCGACCUCCUUCGAGUCGCGGCAGACGCUGCGAGCGGAGGAGCUGGAGGCCAUCCAGAAGGCUAUUGAGAUCAUCUCCAGCGAGGCCGUCACGGGCAACGCGGAGAAGCACCUGGCUGCGACAGACGAGGAGCUGGGGAAGGCCCCGGCGCUGGCGACGCUGCGCACGAGCACCAGCAGCGAGAACCAGGGGCGCGUGGCGGAGUACCUGCGGGAGCAGGCGCAGAGGCUCGGCAGCCGCGUGCUCGCCGAGGUUGCGACGCACGUGGAGUCGGACCCCUUCAGGAAAGUUAAGAAAAUGAUCAAGGACUUGAUCACGAGGUUGCUUGAAGAGGCGAACGAGGAGGCCGAGCACAAGGGGUGGUGCGACACGGAGCUCUCCACGAACGAGCAGACGCGCAAGGCGAAGACCCAGGCCGUGGAGACCCUGCACGCCGAGAUCGACCAGCUCGAGACGUCGGUCGCCAAGAUCACGCAGGACCUCGCCGAGCUCGCGGAGGCGAUCGCCGAGCUGCAGAAGGCCAUGGCCGAGGCGACGGAGCUGCGCGCCAAGGAGAAGGAGAAGAACGCGCAGACGAUCAAGGACGCGCAGGAGGCCCAGACGGCGGUUGCGCAGGCGCUCGUGGUGCUCAAGGAGUUCUACGCCCGAGCCGCCGAGGCCACCGCCCUGGUGCAGCAGCCGCAGCCGGAGGCACCACCCAUCUUCGACGAGCCCUACAGGGGCAUGGGCGGCGAGUCCGGCGGAGUCAUCGGUAUGUUGGAGGUCAUCGAGUCCGACUUCGCGCGGCUCGAGGGCGACACCUCGGCCGCCGAGACGGCCGCGCAGCAGGAGUACGACUCAUUCAUGAGCGACUCCAAGGUCGACCUUGCGGCCAAGGAGACGGACACAAAGCACCUCAGCGCCAAGGUGAAGAACGAGAAGCAGGCCCUCGUCGUGAAGAAGGCCGACCUGGAGGGCACCCAGAAGGAGCUCAACGCCGCCCUGGACUAUUACGACAAGCUCAAGCCCUCCUGCGUCGACGCUGGCGUCAGCUACGACCAGCGCGUCUCCCGGCGCAAGGAGGAGAUCGAGUCGCUGCAAUUCGCCCUCAGGAUCCUCAACGGGGAGGACAUAUGAGGCGACGCGGCGGCCACUGCGUAGCGCCUGGACCACGCGCGCGCUCGCGCGCCGCGGACAAAAGUAG
Messenger RNA from Prorocentrum cordatum, 1278 nucleotides. The record is from the annotation of a GenBank genome assembly. Lineage: Eukaryota; Dinophyceae; Prorocentrales; Prorocentraceae.